AGCUCAAAUUACACAUCCGCCCGACCAACAGUAGAAUUUUUUUCCUUCAAGAUAACGUCAAAACGCAAAGCAGCUAAGUGAAAUUCGUGUUCUUUUGUUAGCAAGAAAACGAUUGACGGUCGGUUAUUAUUCAGCAAUACAACACAUGAUAUCGGGUAGUAAUUAGACAUCACGGGGAUUCUGGGUACUUAUAUUAGACAUAUUGUUUACAUUUUGUCAGCACUUUGGGCAGUAACAAGAAGAUGGCACAUGGCUAUGUGUGUAUAUUCUUGGCCACAGUUUUGUUCUCGGCGUACCAACCAUCGACUGCCGAAAUAGGUAAGUGAUCAUGAAUAUGUUAGCUUUUAAUAGGAUAUUUGUACCGUUUAAUUUCCGAAACUUCUUGUUUGAUCACGCAAGCGGAGGCGCUUGUAUUUAAUAAUGUAGUAUCAGGGCUUUAUAGGCUUUCCUUAUGAAUUUAAAUUGAACAAAAAAUAGUGUUUGACUAUCCCAUUUGCCAAGGGAUUAAGUCCACCGAUGUUUAAGGAAAUUUGUAAUUUAGGCACUUAAAACUUUAUUCGUACAAAGAGAUAAACUCGUAAACUCUAUAUUGUUCAUCAAUGAAGGGCAACUCGUACUGAGUGCGGCAGAAGAGGUUCGAUGAAAGACGGGGUUUAUAUAUUUUAAGCGUUUAUUUAGUAGAAUUGUCUGUGAUUUUUUGCUGAAUGGUUUCAACUGUGUUUAUAUUUCAAACCACGAGACGAAAGAUCAGCGUCUAAUAUCCCGAGCUGAAAUGUUGUUGAUAGUUGCGUUAUCGUACAUUUUGACAGGUGUAAUAUUUUAUUCUGCGGCUUCGUAAGCCGUCGUUUAUAUAGACGACCACAAUAUUUCAAACUAUAGCCUCCUAUUUCCCUGUAUGGCUAUUGCUCACUUUGAUAAGGUCCAAUUUAAGCUUGUUAUAAAAUUAAAUGGUCUUUUGUAUUACAGGGUCAGAAGAAAAAGUAUACACACUAUCUCGAAUACCUUUUGACAAUCGUAGAAUGUUAAAUGUUUUGUUUGGUUAUGUCACUUCUAAGUGCCGCCUCACCUACGCGCUUUUAACAUUAAGUGCUUCGAGAAACUCACUUUCCCAUGAAAAUUACCCCUUCUCCUAUUCAAAAUAGGAAAUUAUAGCUUUUUGCGCAACAAAGCGAAGCCUUUUAUCGCGUCAAACAAAAAGUUCCAUAAUUAAAAAGAUAAGAACUAAAUGCGACGCAGUGGUCCUAACAUCGAAAGGGUAUCAUAUUUCCAGCACCUGCUAUUAAAUAUGUUUAAAAGCCCGCAUGGCUGUAUAUAGUCCACUUUAUAAUACAGAUUGGUUUUUUAAUUUUUUGUGUACAUUUUAAUAAGCCUUCUUGGCCUCGUUUUUGUGACCAAAAUUGAAUAGCAUUUCCUAACCUUGAGGCUAAGGUUUAUUGAUACUCACAUAAAAGAAUAUUUAAACCAUACAUAAAAGAUGAAAGUGGUCUAUUGAAAGUGGUCUAUUGUGAUGUGUAGUCGUUUAUAGAAUUCAUCUGCGCAUUUACUGUUAAAAUUUGUUCUUAACAAUGCUACAGGGGGUUAAACAGGGCUAUUGUUGUCUGUAUGCGUAUAAACGACAGUUCUCGUACCCAGAGUUAUCUCUAGGUGGUAGACUGUAGUUCCCUAACUACGCUGCUUUAAUAAAAGUACGCGCGCACUGCGUAUAUUAAUUUGAUUUCCAAAUUUUAACGGGUUACAAGAUAACAGUUAUUCAAUACUAUACACUCAUUAAUAUUCCCAGACUUGUGAUUGGUUAAGCAGCCAAGUCACAUUCUAUAUUUAGCUCUGACAACGAUAAUAUUACUUUAAAGCUAGCUGCAACGUUUGUGAAUAGUUGACUGAAAUUAACAUAUUUUUAAUUACUUUGCCACAUUUUCCCUGUUGAAUUAAUAUAUAAUUUUCAGUUAAUUGAAUAACAAAGCGGAGUUAAGCAUGCAUGUAACUAACAAACUGUCUCACGGGAAAUUUAGCAGUCUUUGUUUGCAGGCAUUUUUAUUUCUGUUUUCAACUGUUUGUCUCCAGUUUGAAGCAAAAUAAGUACAUGACAGCCUAGACCUGUGGCUAUGACCUUCUGUUUAUAUUACUUAUAUUUCAGCCCUUAUUCACGUAGUCUGAACCUGAAAAUCAAGUCGGCCGCAUGCGGAGCGAAAGGGCCUAGGUUGAAUGCAUAAUUAACUUUUGUAAUAUCCUAGCUUUUUUCGCUUUAUGCGCGUCUUUUUUGAACGUACUCUUAGCCGCUGUUUAUAUGUGUUUUUAGUUUCAGUUUUUAAUUCGUAAACAAGAUAAAUUGAACCGGCUGUGUUUACAAUUUGCGAUGUUUGAAAAAAGUUUUUCGAUUAUAGCAAAACUUGAGACUUGAUCGAGUCAUAUUUUAUUCGUCUCAUAGUUCUACUCCUGAGUCUUUUCCAAAAUGACGGGGAGUGAUUAAAACAAUCGUAUGUCUAUCGUAGGCUAAAAUGGCAUUGAAUCUCUCCGUAAUGUAAACAGAUUGAAAACAAGUUGGUCAGCAAAAAUCAGCUUCAAGUUUUGCGUUUUGUUACUGACAAAUUAAGUUAGCAUCCAUUUGGUAUUGCACCUCAAAUUGUAGUUGAUUCUCCAAUCUCAGUGACGUAAAAUAGUUUUUUCAAAACUCAAAAGUAGCCUACCGUUGAAAAAAGCUGAGUGACUAUUCUAUAAGCUUUAAAAUGAAUGUAAACAUAAACGGUUUGCUUGAGAGUUGAGAUAUAAAUUAUUUUUACCUAACUUCCAAAACUAAAAGGCAAAAACAAAUUAACAUAUUUACAUAACAUUUCGAUAAAAUAUUAAGGGUUAGGACUUAGGAGCCUUUAGACACCUUUUCGGGCUUUUUUAUUGAAAUGCCCCUACUGCCCUUAUAGUCUAACUUUAAAAUAUAUUCAUUACAGUAAUUAAAGAUAAUAGUGAGAUGUAUUCAAUAGAAUAUUAUUUUACAAAUAGUCAUUAGAUUUUUGUUAUUUUAUAAUAUAAUGAAUUGAAACAUCAAUGGUAUAUUUUGUAUAAUAAGUUCUCCUAUACGGCUAUAGUACUAAGUUAAUACGCAAUUUGUUUGAAUUUCGAGUAUUAUAAUCAUGUAAUUUCAUUGUUCCGUGUAAAAGUAGCCAUUGGCAUGGGCAUGGAAAAAUACAGAUAAAUUUUUGCAAUGCUUGACAUGAAUAUAUUAAAUAAUCAUUUAUCUUAAAAAAUCUAAGACUAAGAUCUUUAAUUUAAGAAGUAAUGAUUCAGUGUGUUCUAGAUAAGAUUUAAAAGUCAUUAUAGCUAGUGUAACAUUUUUUUGCUUUAUUUACAUUUGAAUCGUGGACUCCGUUGCCAUGCAGCCCUUUGCUUUGUCCUUCAUUGGCAUUGAAGGAUAUUUUUAUGCAGUGGUGAGCUAACCAUAGCAACAGAGAACAGGUCAUGCUAUGCAAAUUUUUAACGAUUUGCACAUUAUUCAAACUUUAGAAAUUCAUUGUCUUUAACUAUUUGGGUGCAGUUUUAUUAACAUGAACAGGUUGCUUAAAAACCUAUUUAACCUAUUUUAAUAUCUAUUUUUCCAUUGUAUAGGAGAAUUGUUAACCCAAGAUCUUGGACAUUCAUUUGAGCCGCGCAGAACUCAGCCUGGGGUAUAUUACCUAAUAUUUUUGUAAAAAAAUAUUGAAUAUUGAUUAUUGAUAGCCUUCCUUUUCAUCAAAUCAUAAUUUAAUGACGUUACAUAGUGACCAAGUCCAAGGUUAAAUUUAGUUAAAUAGCAUAGGAACCGCGCGCAGUCUGGGCACGACAUGCCCUGAAAGUGUCAGAUAUAGAGUUGUCAGCAGACUCAUAGCUAACUGGGGUAGUACCGUAGUACCCUGCUUAGAGAAGAAGCCAAUUUUUUUCUUCAUGAGACAUGACAACUUCUGACUUCGGUUUUAAUUUCCGCCGAACACUUACUAUUUUGGUGUGAUAAGUUGCAGCCGUGCAGACGUUCGAUGUUCAGGUCCUCAAUGGACAUGUUCAGGUCCUCAAUGGACAUGUUCACGUGAUUCUGACCUGAAUCCAAGUCUGUACCUAACCAUCCACACGAGUAAGUAUAUCGCUAAUAACCGAGUUUUUUUUGUCCAUUUAUUUUCAGUGGCGAAAGAUUACUCUGGAUGAUAAAAAAUUUGGGUAUUUUGUCUGUCAUUCUGACGGUUCGCUAGACAGCACACAGGAAUUAAACACUAAGGGUAUCGAAGAGCUGACUGUUAAAGUUGUUUACAAACAUUAUGUAAAAAAAUCUAGCAAGAUCCUUAAUAAAACUGCUUUCUCUCUUGGCGUGUUCGAAGUCAAAGGAAACCACGAGGACACAUUCCCAGCAAAUGGGAUUCUAAAUAACAAUAAAACAAAAGUAACAUCUACUGAACUUGUUCCAGUCAAUUAUACGAAGCUUAAAAUUUUUAUUAGGCCACAAGAUAAAAAGGACUGCAUGCUUGUUUACUCUGUUCAAAUCACGUACAAGUUUUGUACCAAGACGACGUUCCACAAACUUGCUGAAUUUCCGAAAACUUUUGCCCCCAGAAAUGGGUCUUUUCCUCUGAAGGUUGAGGGAAAGUGUAGUUAUGGACGCAAGGUACCAGUGGCAUAUUGUGACAGUAAGGGUGAAUGGUUGAUUAACGAUACUCAGUUGCCAUGUAGCUGUGCACCAGGCGAGGUGAUGAGCAGCAGUGGGUGCAUUGGUAAGUAAAAUAUUUUAAUGAAAAUGCCUUUUGACUAGAAAUGGAUUCUGACCAAAGACGAGCUGUCCAAACGCACUAGCUAGAAUAGCAAUCUUUCCAGGAAACGGUCAUGUAACCAACCAUAACAUAGUUGCUAAAACCAUAUAGUCGAGGAAUCAGGAAUCCUACGUAUAGUCUAUAGAAAUCAGGGCCUAUAUAAUCCUACGUACGCGCGUUUUACGCACUACCAGAUAGUUCGUUUUGAUGGAAGAAUCUUUGCAAACUUUCGUAUACCAGACGCUUUGCUCAUCUGUCUUCACUGUGCAGUUAAACGAUUCCUUGACACACACGACCAUAAGAGUGAAAUAUAUACCACAAUUAACCAUGUACGUUUUCGAUAUAUUUUUUAGAAUUAUCAUCCAUAAUUCAAGAAGUGAAAGCAGUCCGACUGUCAAAUACUCGGGCUGUAAUAUUGUGGAAACAAGAACCUAAGCCAGAAAUUCAGUACAAUGUUAUUUGCAAGAAAUGCCAAGAUCUCAAGUGUGAUCAGAACUGCCCAAAAACCGUACGUUUGGAGAAAAACAAAACAAACAUUUCCGGAAAAAACAGCAGCAAUAUAACUGGACUGGAGAGAGGACAUGAUUACUUGUUUACUGUCGUUGGUAAAAUAAAACCUGUCAAUGAAAACUAUUGGAAUAAAACCUCGAAAGAAGUCAAGUUGAGAGGUACGAAAAAUGGGAUAUAGUGAAGAAAGACGUUUUUGUCAUAACUAAUUGAUGAUUUCCCUUAUUACGUUUUCGUAGCGCUUUGCAUUGUGGUUAUAGUGGUAUCACUGAUAUUCAAGAUGACUUAUUUUUUGUCCUGACCCGUGCAAGAACUUUAAAAAAAGCUAGGGUCAGAUGCGCGAUAGCUAACAGCAAAGCUAACAGCAAAAUAUUUGCGAAAACAUUCAAUACUUUCAUUCUAGGCCGCUAUCUUUAUCGAUCAGUGAUACCACUAUAACCACAAUGCAAAGCGCUACGAAAACGUAAUAAAGGGAAUCAUCUAUUUUGGGGGCAUUUUGCAUCAUAGCGCUCGUGUAAGGAAGCAAAAAACUUAUGUUUUGUCAUAUGUGUUGAAGAAUACCACAAACUGACACAAACACAGUUUUUAAUCCAGUCCCCCUCGGCAACCUGACAUCCGUGUUGACAAAAACGUCGUUUGUUUAGUUAAUGAACACGUUUUGGCCAUGCUUCGACCAACAGUCACAUCAACAAAAUAAAAUGAUCCUUUCUGGAUUGGGAACAGUAAAAAACAAAAUUAAAAAAAAAACAAAUUCUUAGGAAAAGUCGGAAUAUUGUUUAUAUCGUUUACUGUUGCAUGUCAGUGAACAACUUAUGAAUUUAUUUUUAUCUAGUAAAUGAAUCGUGACUGUUUAGUGGGAUAUCAACUAGAGCCUUUUGAAAUUAUAACGCGAUUUGAAAGCAAUUUGAAGCAUGCAUGCUGAGAGCGGAAAUUGCUACUCUUUUCACAUAAUUAUGUCGACCUCAUGGUCUCAGCCGGCAUCUCAGUAUGAAGUUCAAGCCUUCGAUAUUAAAAACCUGCUGUCUUAAUCCUGCUGUCAUAAUAUGUACUGUGAAUGCGACGCGUUGUACUGAUGAUUUUGUUUAGAAAUUGCUUUCAUACUUUUCAGGCAUAUAGUUGCAUCGCUAUACCUACAGUAUCAGGGCAUUUUCCCUUCCCUAGCUUACAUGUGGGUGGGUGGAUGGAAGGGAAAAGUACGUCUGACCCAAAUCCCUGUCUGGCCUCGUAUAAACAAGGGCCAAAAUCCGGCUUUUCAUCUGACAAAGAAAUCAUCUGACAAAGAAAUUUUAAUUCUGUAUUUUUGAUUGGUUAAUGCUAAGCAGUUUUUGUGAAAUUGACAUUUUCCCUGGGACAUUUUGAUUGGAUAGUAAAUAAAAAAUUUAAGGUUUGUGCCAGCCUCUAUUUGUACAAUAGAGUUAUACUGCCAACACCGCCAUCCACCGUCGCAUAAUAUUUACCUCAAUUUUCUUUUAGCAUUACCUGAAACAGUACAAAAUCUCACUUUUACGUCACACGACCACGACCGCAUCGCCUUAACAUGGUUACCACCAACUAAUGUUGACAGCACAAGUAUAACAUACGAAAUUGGUUGUCGUGUUCACUGCCUUGACGAGCGUUGCAUGUCAGACCGCUGUAAGAAGUUAAAGUUUAUCCCUACACGCCAGAAACUGUUCAACACAAAUGUCACUAUAACUGGUUUCAGAAAUGAAGGAUUGCUAUAUAUUUUUGAAGUUCGUUCUAAACAUCGUUUGUACGAUACUUUUGAAGAGGUUCUUGGUAUUGAAUGGAAUUUCGUGGCCAUAAAUUAUACUGGUAAGAUUUUUAUUGUAUUACUGGCGGUGAAAAGGAUAGAGAAAUCAGACUGAAUGGAUGGAACCAACUAUAUAACUUAAGCUGAAUUCCAUGUAUAAGAUUUAAAGUACUGAGAAAAUUUCUCUCCCAUGUGCUUCUGUCCUGCAUUAUACAUGCCUUCAGGUUUUGAGUGGAUUCCAAUUCUGUGUCGAUAUAUAGGUAAUACGUCUUGUCUUCAUUUUCCGCCUGCAAGGCCUCCUCCAAAACGCCGGCUACCUGUAGCUAUGCUAUGCUGUGGUUUUCCCAAAAUUGUUUUCCAUGGCAAGUCUCACUCUUUGCUCCGUGAUUCCAUUAUAUUGCUCCGUGAUUCCAUUAUACCUUGAUUCCAUUAUAUUGCUGCCAAAUAGGACCAAAAUCCAACGAAACUAAUCGUCUUCUUGAGUUUUGUUGUAUUUUUCCUGUUUUCACAACAGAAACGACAAGACAUAAGAUUAGGAGUAGCAAUCAAGGGAGCCUAAACUGAUUAUAAAUACUUGAUAUUUCUAGCAGAUUUUAAAAAGGUGAUUCCAACGGUUUCCAAAUCAUUCAACGUGGUGGACGUCGUUAUUGGUGUGUCCGUUUUAAUCUUGGCUGUGGUAGUCACUAUUGUUGCCACAAGAUGUUACAACAGGUGAGGAUAGUCUUUGGUCUGUAAACAUUUGGGAGAGAGUUCCUUAAACUAGUAGCCUACGAAAACAGUCGCUUGAUUGUCUCGUUUCUCGACCAAACUGUUUUAGCAAGCUAUCAAACUAUAUCUGAAUCACUGAGAUUUUGCCUGGGAUCUCAGGAUCUUUGAUCUGGAAGAAGGGUGUAAUAGUGAAGAAUAUGUAAACCGUCCAUCAUUGGGCCAAGCGGUUAAGCAAAGUUAAUUUCAAUCAUAUUUUGCUAAUUUAAAGUAACGUACAUUCUUUCCAGAUGGAAGCGUAGAAAACACACGUUGAGUUUUGAUAGUGAAAAUCCCGAACCUUUGACCCACUGUGAAGGUAACGUUUCUUCAUUUUGAUGCAUGAUUUAUUUUUUGCUAACUUCCAUUCAAGUACAUCGCUAAUAUUAACUUUCCAUUCUUAGUUCCAUUGACGGAUAUUACGACACAUUACGUGGACCCUUCAAAUUACGACAGUGUAGAAAAUGUACUGAGAAAAUUCACAACGAAACUGAACGAGAAAAAUCUGAAGACUGAAGAAGUUAUUGGUGAAGGUAAUGCAGGAUAAAUGGAAGUAUUUAUUAUAUAUAUAUAUAACUUUGCCUUCCUCAACAUUGGUUUAAUAUCUGAGAAAAACCAUUCAAAAUUUUCCCAGGUGAAUUUGGUGUAGUGUCGAAAGGAUAUCUUGAAAUUGAUGGGAAGGAGAGGACGGUUGCAGUUAAAAAUCUUCGAGUAAGAGGAUGCCUUACUUUUAUGACUUUCAUGUUUAUCUUUGAAAACCUAUAUCAGAUCAACUGACAGUGAAGUAUAUUUGAGAUGUAUAAAAUGUUAAUAAACUUUAAUAAUUUAUUUUAGAGCGGAUUGUCUGCUAAGUUACGUCGAGAUUUUCUAGCAGAGGCCUCUGUGAUGGGUCAAUUCAAAGAUCCUAACGUGAUCUCACUACAUGGUGUUAUUGUUAAAAGUAUGUUUUGUGUAUCUUGUGUAAUAUCAUUAACCAUUUACUUUCAACAGAACAUAACAGGUGCGUAUCGCCACCACAAAAAAAUCAAGACAACCGUUACAAACACAACAUCAACACAAACAACAUUUAGUAGAUUAUACUAAAAUAAAAUAAUGGGUGAUAUAUAUACUAUUACUGCAUUGAUAUUCAGGUGUGUCGAUAUUUAAUGUUGAUUUCUUUUGUCAGGACACACAGUGAAAAUUGUCAUGGAGUUUAUGUCGAAUGGUUCAAUGGACCAAUAUUUACUGGUAAGCUUUCGUGUUAGUUAUCCUAGGUACUGUAUGCCACCUAAACGUACUCCAGGCAAUGGAGAAAGUGCCGAUCCUCCACCUUUUUCAUGGUGAUUUUUACACCUUUCUUCUUUAUUGUUAUAAAAGGAAUUUUGCUUGUUCGUUGUAGAAAAACAACGGAAAAUUAACGAUUUUACAAUUACUUGGAAUGGCACGAGGAAUUGCAUCUGGAAUGAACUAUCUGUCUGGACGAAAUUUUAUUCAUAGGGUAAGAAUAUUCACAUUUGUAUAAUUUGAUAUCUUAGACAUUGGGGACAAGAGAUAAUGGUAUCCUACAGUAUGUUGGCGUUAUUUUUGCCUGAAUUUCCUUAAAUAAAACAAUACAAAAUGACAGUAUUAUUUCUUAAACUUUUUGCAGGAUCUAGCCGCAAGGAACAUACUAGUUGAUGAAAACUUAUCAUGCAAGGUCUCUGACUUUGGUCUUACUCGAGAGAUAUGCCAAACUUCAAACUACGAAACUAGUGUAAGUAUUAAGAAUCCAUGGACUGACAUACGAGUCAAGGAGUAUAUUGUACGAACAGUUAAUAUAAAAUAUAUUCAUCUUCCUCUUUAGGGCGGGAAAAUUCCUAUUCGCUGGACAGCACCGGAAGUUAUCAAGUACAAAAAGUCAUUCAUUUCCAGUGAUGUGUGGAGUUAUGGUGUCGUACUUUGGGAGAUUAUGUCGUUUGGUCAGAGACCGUAUUGGGAAUGGGACAAUUUUCGGGUAUUUAUAAAACUGUCACUUGGUAGUGUAGAUAAUAAUACAUCCAUAUUUUCCCGAUAGAGUUGAAUCACUUGGUUAAAAAUGGAACAACAUGGUUUACUGUGUAAAUGGAAUUAUAGUCACUAUUCUCAUAUUCAUGAGGACUAAAAGCAAAUCUCACACAUUCAUCUUGUUGUUUGUUAGGUUUUACAAGAAAUAGAGAUCGGUUACAGACUUCCAGCACCCUUAGUAAGUAAAAAAUAUAGUAGGGUUACAUGGGUAGAAACAAAUGUCUAUCUAAUCGGCGAAAAUUGCGAAUGUAUGUGGAAGGAGAACUUGGACGUCAAGAGAAUGUCUGUCCUAUCUGCCGUGGUUCUGCCAGAUGAAAAGAUGAGAACCACUUAGUUCAGACACAAACCAUGCCAGCUUAUUGUGCAACAUUAGUAUUGUAGUAUACAUCUAUACCGCACAUUUACUGAUCGUUGUUCUCAAUUACUCCACAGAAAUGUCCCAAAACUGUACACAGUCUGAUGCUCCACUGCUGGGAAAAAGCGCGUUCAGAUCGUCCAACAUUUUUACAUAUUCUUGAUAAGUUAGACGAAUGGAUUCGCUCACCAGAAACGAUACAUCACUCGCCUGCUACUAAAGCGAGGAGGUGAGUACUCGGGUCCUUUAGCUAUAAGGUCGUCCUCAUCAGUGUUAAUUAAAUUCCGAAUCCCGUGCUUAAAUUUUCUUGUUAUCCGGCCUCUUUCCUUUGGAGUUCUUAAAAGUAUUGCCGCGUAAUCGCCACCGAGUUUAGUCCUUAAUUUAGUCCUGCUACCAAAAUAACUUUUUAUAUAUUGCAUAUAGUCCAUUCCCUUAUACAUGAAGAUUUAUUUUCCGAUAAUAGGUUAAUUUUGAAUUUUUUUUAUUUACCUUGUUGAAACCAUUCAUGGAAUAACUGAAUUAAGUCUUAUCAUUAAUGCCAGUGGUUAUUGUAAAUUUUCCAAAUGGUAAAUAUUUUCCAAGCUCUUCCCACUAAGAGCGUAGUGGAAAGAGCCUGGGUACGAAGUUGAAUAUUUUCCUGUGUAUAUUGCAUAUUAAGCAUUGAAUUGAAUGUCUACCCCCCCCCCCCUUUAAUUAAACAACGCAAUGCAAUACAUGCACUUUCUAACUAUCAAUAUGUUUUUCAUCUUAGAACCACAACGGAAGUUAUUGAAGCCAAAUCGCCAAUACACGAAUGGCUCGAUUCCAUCAAAAUGGGCAAAUACUCAUCAAACUUUGCCGAAGCUGGAUACAAUCAGCUAAGCCAGACAGUUCAUUUAACUGAAGAGGAGUUGUGUGAUAUGGGAAUCACACUAGUCGGACAUAGACAUAAAAUUCAUCAGAGUAUUCCUUUGGUAACGUAAUGGAGGAUUAACAAUGAACAAUGGCUUUUCAGGAGUCCUAAAUUAGAUGCACGAGGUUCUCUCAAUGUAUAAAAGCUGAUUUGAACAACGGAUAGUUUGAUUGAAGUUUGGGAAAAUGUAAAUCUCUCCCGUAGAUACAAUUUUCUUUCAAACGGUGGUACUUAAACAUAGCGCCUUGGUAUGCAUAGUUAGGGUUUAUUCUUUUAAACAAAUCCUAAGGCAUUACCGAGAAACCUCCCAGCAAUCCUAUUGAAGAUCAAAGGAGGUUGAAGCAUAUUCUUUAUACAGGUAAAGGUCGACAACAUCUUGUUAAAUUGGAGAUGGUACAAAGGGCUUGUAACAAGUCAAUAUAUAAAUUUAAAAAUUCAAUAAUUCACGAGGAAAAUACAAAAGAAAUGAAUGUUUAAUCAAUGUUUGUAAAUCGGAUACAGAUUUGUCCUGAUUUACAUAAACUUCAGCUUUGAUUUUCUCGACUUAGACAAUGUUUAUUUUUAAAAUUACUUCGCCAAUGAACUCAUAAGAUGGUUCAUUUUUUAAAUACGAUAAAACAUUCGCAUCCGAUCUGUAUCUGAUAUAUACAAACUCGAGAGAGUUUGUAUAUCAGAUACAGACCGGCUGCUCAUGUUUUAUCUAGUACUUCAAAAAUUGCAAGAAAUUGGGUAAUGGUUGUAUCAUUAUCGUAGCCAACAAAAUGUAAGGUAAAAUACUGCAACUUCAGUUACAUAAAUUACAAUAAAUUGUAUAGUGUCUGACUGGUAAAAUCACCAGGGGUCAUGAUCAGUUGUUCUAAGCCGAUGGAUCAGCGCUGUAACCCUGGGUUAAAAUUAACCUGCUGUUUUGGCUUGUGUAUUUCUGCAUUUUUGUUUAUUUCAAAACUGUAGAAAGUAAAAAAUUCUCGGUUGAUCGAGAAAAGAUUUUUGGAAAAAAUAUUUUAAAGUUUAUAAAGCCGUUGUUGGAAAGUUUGCUGUGAAGUUUUUCAUUAACCCAGGAUUAAGUUAACCGACUUUUGAACAACCGGCCCGAAGUAAUUUGCUCGGUUUAAUGGAUCAUUCCAGCUCUAGACUAAAUUUUGAUCUAGGCAAGAAGAACAAAACCCAUUCACCACAGCUAGAAAGAGCGUGUUAAAAUUAGUAAAACUACAAAGUUUGGCCGCGAAAUGUUGUAAAAUGCGAAAAAUACAGCCCCGCGAAAUUUUGCGGUAUUAAUUUGUAUUACGCGCGGGAAAAUGCACCACAUUUGGGCCGAAAGUGGUGCAUUUUCCCGUCCGUACUACAAAUUACUACAAAAUUUGCAAAUUUCGCAGGGCUUUAUAUUUUCCUCAUUUUACAACAUUUCGCAACCAAACUUUGCAAUUUUACUAAUUUUAACAUGCCCUUUCUAGCUGUGGCGAUGGAUUUUGUUCUUCUUGCCUAGAUCAAAAUGUAUAGUUUGUAGCUGGAAUCAACUAUUUAUCGUCGGCAUUCCUUCAAAAACGCAUGAAUUGUAUUGAAUACGCUUUGUUGAAAGUGGAUGCUCAACGAUAAAAAUUUAUAAUAAUAAUGUAGAUAGGGGUUGCACUGUAUUGAGAAAUAGAUGUAUAUAUAUUUCUGACAUGUUUGCAUCUAGGAAAUUUUAGAACAUUGAAAUUUUAUUUAAAAGUGAGUUAUAUUAUGUGAAUAUAUGGAAAUACUGUAUUUAUAUUUAGUAGAUGUGGAAUAAAAAAAACAAAAUUGUACAUCAAUUGUGAUGUGCAACUGAGAAUGUUACCUUCCCUAUGUUACCA
Paramuricea clavata is the source of this 12865-nucleotide messenger RNA. The record is from the annotation of a GenBank genome assembly. Lineage: Eukaryota; Metazoa; Cnidaria; Anthozoa; Malacalcyonacea; Plexauridae.